Messenger RNA from Pistacia vera, 2922 nucleotides. Its product is annotated as serine carboxypeptidase II-3-like. The coding region runs from base 1170 to 2630 and encodes 486 amino acids. The record is from RefSeq and is a predicted model, not a curated record. Gene Ontology annotation, molecular function: serine-type carboxypeptidase activity. The transcript is spliced from 9 exons. NCBI's taxonomy places the organism in Eukaryota, Viridiplantae, Streptophyta, Magnoliopsida, Sapindales, Anacardiaceae. Gene Ontology annotation, biological process: proteolysis. Gene Ontology annotation, cellular component: vacuole.
UAGGAAAAUGUAAAGCAAUUUUUCUUCAGUAAAAGCUUGUGUGCUUCAUGACCUUAGCAGUGCACUAGAUUUUGCUGUAUAUUUGGUUUCAGUUACUGUAUAUCACUAGAUUUUGCUGUAUUAACUUAAUCAGCUUAUUGAAUGGAAGCUUGUUUGAUGCCUUUCCCUUUGUUAAAGGAACUUCCAGAUGAUUAAAAGUGCUUUCAAUAAAGAGGCAUCCAAUGCUCUAGGUUGUUUACAGCUGUAGAUGGUGGUGGCUGUUAUAACAAGAACAAACAAGUUUAGCUUUUAGAUGAUAAAGGAUAAUUGCUUUUACAAGGUUUUGAUUUUGAAGAUUAGGUUUCUGUCAUUUCAUUCAAACCAUGCACAGGUUUAGCUUUAUUUGCAUGGACGACAAAUCGUCUGCUCUUACGAAAUAUGGAUAAUGUGUCGGAGCCCAACUUUCAAGAUAAAUUACUUGUCGUUUAUUCUUUCCAAAUGUAAAAUUUCUUACCACUCAGGAUCUUUGUUCCCAUCUAUUCACAAUAGAUUUUAACAACGCCGGUAUCUUUGAAUUAAAAAAUAAAAAAAGAAAAGAAAACAAGAAUCUGAAGUUAAUGUAAGCUAACCUGCAUACCAUCAAACUGAAUGAAAACAACCAUUAGCCUCAGAUUUCUUAGAAUUUUGAAGGAUCUAUCGAUUGUGAUGGUGAAUUUGUGACCCAUGUUUUUAUUUUUCGUUUUUCUAAUCGGGAGUGUUCGGAUCAGUUUGUGUAUAUCUCAGUUAAUCUUCUGUGGUUUGGAAGUUAACAACUGAGUAAACCUCCCAGUGGUCACCUCUAUUAGGGGUUGUGGUGAAUUAAACUCAGGACCUCUUAAGAGUCUUAGUUGAUCACUUGGCCAUCCAGUGAUGGUUUGUGAUCCACGUUUAGAAAUAUCACUAGUGCUGUCUUGUCAUUUUAGCAUCUUUGAAUGAGUACCAAAAACAAACAAAAACAUACAGCCUAUAUAUAGUUCUUGUCCCGCAUUUGUGUCUAUGUCAAUGGCAAAACUUGUUUCUGGUCUUUGUCCAAUUGUCUGUGUUCCGGUCUGAGUGAAAGGCAUAUUUACUUAAAAUAAAGUCAUAACAAGCACAUCAACAUUGUAAUCAAGAAAGAACAAGCUGACAAGAAUUUACUUGCUGCAACAAAUAUGAAGUUAGCAUUCUCUUUGCUGCUGCUUUCGAGCCUGGAGGCCUUUGCAAACUGUGAAAAACAUAUGAAUGAUCCUCUUGGAGAAUUUAUGAAGGCUCAACGAAAAGGGUGGCAUGCUGAUUAUUCAGAUGCAACUGUGGAAUCGGAGGCAGAUUUUUCAAGAGUGUACCUUGGAUCGCAUGAUGGUUUGAAAGAAGCUGAUAAAAUCGAAGUGCUUCCAGGACAACCCGGUGGAGUUUAUUUUGAUCAGUACUCAGGCUAUGUGACAGUUGAUCCAAAGGCUGGCAGAGAGCUCUUCUACUAUUUUGCUGAGUCUCAGAAUUCUUCUUCCAAGCCUCUUUUAUUGUGGCUUAAUGGAGGUCCUGGUUGCUCAUCUUUUGGAUAUGGAGCAAUGAUGGAACUUGGACCUUUUCGAGUCAACAGUGAUGGAAAAUCUCUAUCCCUUAACAGAUAUGCAUGGAACAAUGUGGCAAAUAUUAUCUUCUUGGAAUCUCCAGCAGGAGUUGGAUUUUCUUAUUCAAAUACAUCAGCCGACUAUGAUUUGAAUGGAGAUAAACACACAGCUGAAGAUUCGUAUACCUUUCUAGUCAAUUGGUUCAAAAGGUUUCCCGAGUACAAAGCUAGAGAAUUCUUCAUUGCAGGAGAGAGCUAUGCAGGUCAUUAUGUGCCUCAGCUUGCUCAAAAGAUACUUCAGUUUAACAAGAUCACCAACCAAACUUUCAUCAUCAACUUAAAAGGAAUAGCUAUAGGUAAUGCUUGGAUUGACGCGGAAACUGGAAACAAAGGAAUGUAUGAUACUUUCUGGACACAUGCUCUCAUUUCUGAUGAAGUGAAUAAGGGAAUAAACUCCAACUGCAAUUUUAGUUCCAACAAUAGCUUGUCAGAUGAAUGUGAUUCUUACUUAGAUCAAGCACAUAAAUCUCUAGGCAACAUCAACAUUUAUGACAUCUAUGCUCCUUUAUGCUCUUUAUAUUCAAACACCUCUACGAAAGUGGCAUUAGAUCCAUGCUCAGAAUCAUAUAUCACCUCUUACUUGAACACACCUCAAGUGCAGAAAUCACUUCAUGCUAAUGUUACUGGGAUUCCAGGUCCAUGGGAGGUUUGCAACUAUACUGUGCUAAUUGAUUGGAAAGACAGAUCAUCAACAGUCUUACCGGCCAUUCAGGAGCUGAUGACAAAUGGGAUAAGUGUGUACAUCUACAGUGGAGAUACAGAUGGCAGAGUGCCCACCACAUCAACCAGGUACUCCAUAAACAAACUUGCAGAUUCUCCGAUGAUCCCUUGGUACGCGUGGUACACCCAAGGCGAGGUUGGUGGUUAUGCAGUAGGAUACAAGAACCUGACAUUUGUGACCAUAAGAGGUGCUGGACACUUUGUUCCAAGUUAUCAACCUGCAAGAGCACUUGCCUUCUUCUCAGCCUUCUUGGAUGGAAAGCUUCCAUCCCCGCAUCAAAACUAGAAAAGCAAAAAAAAAGAGCAAUUAUGCAGGAGUUUAAAGUUUCAUUCCUUUGAAGGCUCCUCUUGUUGAUUCAUAGUCAAGAUUACCCUGCAGUAUGCAGUUCAUAUUCUCAAUCCAUUCAUAUAUCAGAUAAUUAGGCAGCCAUUGUUUCCCUCUUCUUAAAAACUCAAACAUGGAAACCCAAAAAAGAAACAACCUUUACAAUCCCGAACACGAAGACUAAGCCACAGUAUUAUUCCUGUCCAAAUUUAUGCCAAAACUUGGUGGAGCUUAGAUGGUUCUAUGAAUCAUC